CGAGCGCGCGCGGGGGGCGGGGAGGCGGGCGCGGGCGGGGAGCCGGGCGGCCUGCGCUCGGGUCCGCCUCUGACUGCGGCGCGGCGGGGCGAUGUGUGAUUACCAUGGCGAGGAGUCUCUGUCCGGGGGCCUGGCUCAGGAAGCCCUACUACCUGCAGGCUCGCUUCUCUUAUGUGCGGAUGAAAUACCUCUUCUUUUCCUGGUUGGUGGUUUUUGUUGGAAGCUGGAUUAUAUAUGUGCAAUAUUCUACCUAUACAGAACUAUGCAGAGGAAAGGACUGUAAGAAAAUAAUAUGUGACAAGUACAAGACUGGAGUUAUUGAUGGUCCUGCAUGUAAUAGCCUUUGUGUUACAGAAACUCUUUACUUUGGAAAAUGUCUGUCCACCAAACCCAACAAUCAGAUGUAUUUAGGGAUUUGGGAUAAUCUGCCAGGUGUUGUGAAAUGUCAGAUGGAACAAGCACUUCAUCUUGAUUUUGGAACAGAAUUGGAACCACGGAAGGAAAUAGUUUUAUUUGAUAAGCCAACAAGGGGAACAACUGUUCAAAAAUUCAAAGAAAUGGUCUACAGUCUCUUUAAAGCAAAAUUGGGGGACCAAGGAAACCUCUCUGAAUUGGUUAAUCUCAUCUUGACUGUAGCUGAUGGGGACAAAGAUGGACAGGUUUCCCUGGGAGAGGCCAAGUCUGCAUGGGCACUUCUUCAGUUGAAUGAGUUUCUCCUCAUGGUGAUACUUCAAGACAAAGAACAUACCCCCAAAUUGAUGGGAUUUUGUGGUGACCUCUAUGUCAUGGAAAGUGUUGAACAUACCUCUCUUUACGGAAUUAGCCUUCCGUGGGUCAUUGAACUUUUUAUUCCCUCUGGGUUCAGAAGAAGCAUGGAUCAGUUAUUCACACCAUCAUGGCCUAGGAAGGCUAAAAUAGCCAUAGGACUUCUAGAAUUUGUGGAAGAUGUUUUCCACGGCCCUUAUGGAAACUUCCUCAUGUGUGAUACGAGUGCCAAAAAUCUAGGAUAUAAUGAUAAGUAUGAUCUGAAAAUGGUGGACAUGAGAAAAAUUGUGCCAGAGACAAACCUUAAAGAACUUAUAAAGGAUCGUCACUGUGAGUCUGACUUGGACUGUGUCUAUGGCACAGAUUGUCGAACUAGCUGUGAUCAGAGUACAAUGAAGUGUACUUCAGAAGUGAUACAACCAAACUUGGCAAAAGCCUGUCAGUUACUCAAAGACUAUUUACUGCGUGGUGCUCCUAGUGAAAUCCGUGAAGAAUUAGAAAAGCAGCUUUAUUCUUGUAUUGCUCUCAAGGUCACAGCAAAUCAAAUGGAAAUGGAACAUUCUUUGAUACUAAAUAACCUGAAAACAUUGCUAUGGAAGAAAAUUUCCUACACAAAUGACUCUUGAUUUGGACAUUGUGGCCAUUGUAGGAACCAACUACUUCUGAAGUUUUGAGCGUUAAGAAGGCUUCUAAUUAAAAUCCCUGCCAAAACUCCACUUCCCUGGAUCCAAGAAGCCAUCAUCUUCAAAUACAUGUUGAUUGCUCGGAAACAGCAGGUGGUAUAGGUUUAACAGGCUCCAAGGUGUCCUUCCUUCCCCUUUAGAAUCCCGGUACAUUUCCCAACACAUUUCACUGUGUAACUACUUUGACUUAAAAUGCUGUGAAGUCUCAUUGCAUAAACAUUGAACGUGAGUAUUUUGUAAUUAUGUCAGCCAAAAUACCAGUGCUGGAAAUUGUUUGCAUCAAAGCUGCUGUUAAAGAAAAAUUUAUACAUAAAUUUACUAAUGUCUUAGCAUGGUAAAGUUUGCACAUUAACAAAAAUCUAAGCCUGCAAAGCAGGUAAAUUAAAAUUACCCCUUUAUAAACAAA
This is a messenger RNA of Sorex fumeus (smoky shrew), 1854 nucleotides long. It is a transcript of the gene DIPK1A, whose product is annotated as divergent protein kinase domain 1A. The transcript has 5 exons. The coding region runs from base 105 to 1391 and encodes 428 amino acids. The record is from RefSeq and is a predicted model, not a curated record. NCBI's taxonomy places the organism in Eukaryota, Metazoa, Chordata, Mammalia, Eulipotyphla, Soricidae.